GAAAAGAUCUGGUUUCAGUAACAGGAUUUCGUCGAAGAUCUUUGAAAUGAGCUUAGACGCUGCAGUGAGUGUAUUAACCAGAGCUGUGGAGCUUGAUCAAGCUCAAAGCUACUCUGAGGCAUUAGUGUGCUAUCAAGAAGGUCUAGCCUUGUUAAUGAACGUUCUGAAAGACACAAAAGAUGACUCGCAGAAGGUACACUAUCGUGCAAAGAUGGAGUCCUACAUUGAACGGGCAGAGAAACUGAAAAAAUUGGUCAAGGAACAGCAAGAGGCGGGAACUUUUCACGAGAAACUCAAUAUCACAGAAGGAUCCACUGGAUAUAGCUAUAGACGCGUGUUUGAGAAGUACUUGGAGGGUAAUAUUCAAGAAGUUGUAGUCGAAGAUCCCUACAUUCGAAACAUUCACCAGAUAUAUAAUUUUCUUCGAUUUUGCGAGUUGUUAGUGCGUAAAGGAACGGUGCGGAACAUAAAACUGCUCACCAGUAAGUGAAAAUGAAAUGAAUACGUUAACUUCUUAUUUUUGACUGCAGCAAUUCUUGUCACAGCUGACCUCUUCUUUCUUGUCACGCAACACCUUCGAGGAAGUUGCUUCCCCUUGGGAGAGAGGUAAAGACUAGGGGGGCGAGGGGGGGGGGGGGGGAGAGUUCUUCUUAGGAUUGCAAAAGAAUUGACUAUGUUUGGGUUGCAGUUUCAAAAGAGUUACUAGGAUGGGUUUAUGCAUUUUCAGGGUUUUGGGGGUGAGAAAAUUGUUGUAAUAUGAAGCUCAGUCACUUUUCAUAGUAAAAAAAGGCAACAAAGGAAAAUAUCUCUUUAGGAAAAACAGAGCUCAAUGACCCAAAACAUACCCAAUGCUCAGAUCCCAGAUAAUUCAGAGUCCAGCUUGUUUGCUACAAUGACCUUCCACAAUGAACCAGAAUUUGUUCUGGCAGUUCAACCAAAGUCUGCACAAGCUAUGCCUUUUCCUAGUUUCUGCAACAGGAAUUAACUUAAGGUACUGCAACUUUCCCUAUAUGGGUGUUGGCACAUUGCAGGUUUCUGAUAAACAUUUUCUAAAGUCUACUUGGCAGAUUUCUGGGACCAAUUUUCCUUUUUGGGUGAGGAGAUGAACUUUGAGAGUAGCUUGCAAAUACUGUCUUGUCUAAGAGAAAGCAAAAUGAUCUGGGUUAGAUCUCUAACUCAGAGCUCUCCACCCAGACAGAGUCAAGAGGGUGGAUCAAAAUGAAAACGGUAACAGCUGCUUAUCUUGAGAAAAAAUUUUGAGCAAGUUCAUCCUUUUGCAUUAAUGCUUUGACUUGGCCACCCUUUCAAUAAAGCUAACUAUUACUUGGUGUUUUCUUAGCUCAAGAUGAAGAUCAAGAGAGUCAAAAUAAUCAGGCUAAGAGACUUCAAGGACUAAAAAACAGUUUAAAAAAACACAACAUAAAUCUUGAGAUUGCAUUCUCUCAAACACUUCAUAAUCGCGAGAUUAGAUUCAGCAAUGGCUGGGUGAUCAAAAUUGGCAGAGGACUUGACUACUUCAAACCUCCUCCUGGAAAGUUCUGUAUUGGUUUCUGUGACUUUGACUUACGAGAAUGUCAUGAGACAGUAGUUGACAUUUAUCUGAAGAAAGUAUGAAAAAGUGAUCAGGGCUAUUUAGCCUUAAGUGCAUGUAAUUGCAUAAUCCUGUUAGUAUUUGUUGUAUGUGUUGAUGAGAGACAAUAUCCCUUAGAGCUCUUUCUGUGUCCUUGCAGAUGGGAUGGGAUGAACAGAGCCUAUGGUGUGGGAUGUAGGGUAGAAGGAGCAAACCCAAUCUAGUUAGGGGGUAAUGGGAGUAAACACAUGUAGUGUGGGUAUAUUGUUGGGAUGAAUAUGAAUUAAUUUCAUAGUUAACCAACAGGGUCUGAUAACAUGAAGUUUUCUUUUCUUUCCUCCAUCAAAAUAACUCUGCAUGACCUACGUGACAAUCUGGCAUGACACAGUCACAUGACUAGUGACAUCACCCUUUGGAUAACCAUUAGAAAUUGUUAGACCCUAUCGGAUAAUUAUGAAAUUAAUGGAUACUUUUCCUAACUUCUUAAUAAACAUUAGUCACAAAGGGCUGACAAUCCCACUAGGGUGUUAAUUCCACCCUUUCUCAGAAUUGCAAUCUUUGUUUUUUUGCAAGAACACAGGCUAGUCACUAAAGCCCUAGUUGAUAGGGUGAUUACUCUAUGGGUCUGAACAGACCAUAUUGUGGACUAGUUUGUAAAUACGCAAAUAUGUUGCUUCAAAACAAAAUAGCGUUAUUUUCAGAAAGACUGACAAUUUUGCCAAUGGUUGAAGUAUUUUAGCAAAAUGUGACAUUUGAAUUUAAUUUUUCAUGAAAACAGUGCACAUUUUUCACUUUAGGUUUCUUUUGAAUUUUUUUCAUCCACUGGUAUUGUAUAGGCUCUUAAUCAGUAACACAUUUUAUUGUUGAGCAUCUGAAAAUUGAUUUUAUUACAUAAUUAUUUAGAAUGAAGCCAUUGGAAAUUCUUAGCUGUGUAUACAAGAUUGAGAUUCCUCUGCUAAACUGAUGUCAGCCAAAUUCCAUGCUUAUCACUUUUAAAAAGUAUGAAGUAAGGGGGUUUGUGCCAGCAAAAAAACUAAUUUAUUUUUGCACUACUGACUGUAUUAAAAUAUUCCAAAUAGUCACCUAGCUCUCACAAGUUCUCUUCAAGGAAGCUUAAAAGUUGACAAUAGACACUGCCAUUGUGAUUCUUGCUUAGUAAUUCAGCUGCCUGACUUAGUUGAAAAAAUAACUCCUUUUUUUCCAACUGUUGAUGAUCUGUUUGAAAUUUAUGAAGUGCUUAAAAUCCAUGUAUAACUUAGGUAAUUUACUUUUUAAACUUGCAAUAGCAACAGCAGCAGCUGUUUGUUAUUCACCCAUUGGGGUCACUAAUUAAAAGUCCUUUCAUCACGGCAGCAUUCUAUCUUUUUUAUAGCCUAUUUGAAGACAAUGUUUAAACAGUAAGGUUAUUCUUUGGAAUCUCAAAUUGAAGGAUUAGAGGAGAUGAAGGUCCAGACUCCAAGGUAUUUUAAGAGAUUUGUCUAACGAGAGGCAAAGUAGGAACUUUCCCAAAGGGAAAUAAAUAUUGUUAUAGUAUAUUUGUUAGAGCAAAUGAUAGCAACUGAAUUUUAAGGGAUCAUAAGAGGCAACAAAUUUUGAAAUCAGUGCUUUGGUACAAUAACUGUGC
Molecule: messenger RNA, 3194 nt
Organism: Pocillopora meandrina
Lineage: Eukaryota; Metazoa; Cnidaria; Anthozoa; Scleractinia; Pocilloporidae
Source: the annotation of a GenBank genome assembly